AUCGUGCUCAUUAGAUAAACAUAUUCGGAACCAAUAAAUUAGAUAAUGCAAUUCAUUUAUUGAUUGAUUUAUAAUAUUUAAGGAUAUCUCCAGAAAUAUUCAGUUUCUGAAUUAUUCAAAUUAGGACUUCUCAAAUAAUAAAAACAUCCGGCUUACAAUUACAACCCCCAAAAUUUAUUAUCAUCCAUCCAUAUUAUAUAAAAUAGACGAUCCCAUAUUGAAAAACAACAAAAAUUCCUAUCAUUUAUUUUUUUAUAUCACGGAUUCUGGAAAUAAAUGCGCAAUUUUUUUAAAAAGAAAUAUUUUCCACAAAAAAGUGUAAUAAUUCGAAUGGUAUUAUUCUAAAUCAUUCUCGGAAUGGGUAAGAUUUCUCACCCACAACCUGGCCAGCCGUUUAAAUUCUCUAUCACGGAAUCAUGUGAUAGGAUUAAAGAGGAAUUCAAUUUUUUACAAGCUCAAUAUCACAGUCUGAAGAUAGAAUGUGAAAAGCUAGCUUCCGAAAAGACGGAGAUGCAAAGGCACUACGUCAUGUAUUAUGAAAUGUCCUAUGGCUUGAAUGUGGAAAUGCAUAAACAGACGGAGAUAGCUAAAAGGCUGAAUUCAAUAUGCGCGCAAAUAAUACCCUUCUUAUCUCAAGAGCAUCAACAACAGGUGGCAUCGGCUGUCGAAAGGGCUAAACAAGUCACCAUGUCGGAGCUAAAUGUGAUAAUAGGGCAACAAAUGCACGCCGUUGUAGCUCAACAACAGCAACCCUUGUUGUCUGCUAAUGCGAACCUAAAUAAUCCCAACCCACUUAACCUGAACAACCCUAACCUCAUUAAUCCCGGCAAUCACCCUGCCAACAACCUAGCAAACUUGGGCGCUCUAAAUAUGCCUUCCAUGCACCCCCAUAAUAUGGGUGGGUUACCUUUCCCCCCACCCCAUCCAGGCCUCCUUAUGCCUCCUCCUCCAGGCCUGCUCGCUGCUUUCGAAGAAAAUGCUAAAAAACAUCUCAUGAUGAACGAAGAUCGUCAAAGAAACGACGAUUCUCCUCAGCCACCCUCCAAUCAUUUUCUCCCGUCCUCCUUAUCCAUCCCUAAUGGGCCCACUAAUUCUGGCAACCCGAUUACUAAUAAAAUCGGUGGUGGCGAUAAUGCCACUUCGCAUUCACACACGAACAGUAAUCCUCUCUCAAAACGUAAUAGUACUCCCUCUCUAUCAUCUUCAUCAUAUAACCUAAUUCAAAAUAACGGCUCUAAUUCAAAUUCCGAAAAUCACAAUGUAAAGAGCCUGCCUGCUCCUCACCCUUCCCUUCUUAUUCCUCCUAUGAUACCACCCCAUUUGCUAGCAGGAACGGGUUCUUUUCACCCUUUACAUGGGGUUCAUCCUGGAGCCUACCCUCCUAUUCCUCCUCCUCCUCCCUCACUUCUUCAUACACACCACCCUACUCAUCCUCAUCACCCUCAUAUGUUGAAUCAUCACCAUGUUCAACUUGGACAUAGUUCUCAAAAUAUCGGUCAAAACAUACAAAAUCACAAUGUAUUGUUACAUGGUAAUAAUUCGUCAUAUGGACGCUCUUCGCCUGUGCAACAUGCUGCACCCAACAAUAAUACUGGAUCUGGACCAACCAAGAAGAGAAAAGAUAAACACGUUCUUAACUCGACCAAAGAUUCAGCUUCUCAUAAUUCUAACACAGCUCAGUGUAAUAAUAAUAGCCGGGCAUCUUCUUGUACCCCCCUGCAAUCAAGGGAAAGGAGAGAUAGCACACCUUCAUCUUUCAAUGCCCCUUCUUCCAAACGCAAUGGAAACGACAUAGUAAGCAAAUCCUCCCCAGCUUCGCACCAAAUUUCUAGCGUCAUUGACAAUUCAAAUAUCAAUGGGGCAGAAACUAAUCUUACAUCCACAACAGCUAAGGAUGAAUUUUAUAACAUUAAUGAAGGCGAUUUAGAUAAUAUUAAUAACAAUAAUAACUUUGAUGAAGACACUUUGCCACGUAUUAAAUCGGAAGCCUCUGACAUAGACGACAAGAGUGAUCAGGAAUUGGUAGUCGACGUUUCCAACGAUAUCGAUAACGAAGACUCUAUCAACGCUGCCAUAACCUUGGCAAAUCAUUUAUCUUGUCAAAAUCAAAAAGAAGAGCCAAUGAAACUCGAUUCAUUUACAACCUCCUCUCCAAAAAUCGAAAAUAUUAGCAACGAACUAGCUCAAAAUAAAGAUGGUGAAGAUAAUUACGAAGGAAAUUACAAAGGCAUGAUAAAUGGGGAUGAAAAUAUGGGAGCUUUCGCUAAUAAACACAACAAACACUACCAUAGCAGUUCGCAUAAGAGAUUUAGAAACUGUGAAUCCGCUAAUGAGUCAUAUAAAGAUAAAGAAGCCCAUUCUGGCAAGAAAAAGAGCAACAAUAUGACGGUAGGAGGAUCAUUCAAAACUUCGCCUUCUCUUAGCGAGGGCGGAGCACAGAUACAUCCUGAUACAGAAGAUAGCCACAACUACAACCUAUCUUCUCCAGCUUCAAACAACGGAGCCAGAAAAGGCACUUCUAUUCAUCAUACUAAUCAAAUCAAAAAUAACAAUAUUGCUAUUAACGGUAAUAGUAAUUCACCCUCCCAUUCACCAAACGUUAAUAACAAUACAAAUUCAGAAAAUGGUGGUGGAGGACGAAGUAGUUCUUUGGGAAAAAUAAAAUCCUUUUCCGCCAAUAUUUCAGCCACUCCUUCACCUAUUCCAAAAGCUCUCAGUAACAAUCAAUCAGCCAUUGUUUCUCCACCUAAUCACCCUUAUCAUCACGCAUUGCAUUCACACCCUUCCCAUCCUCAUAAUAUUCUUCCUCCUCCUUCGUCCCCUUAUUUUUUCCAACCCUACCCUCCCCACCACCCCGAUUUUCCUUCAUUACUCCUUCAUCAUCAACAACACCAAAACAACUUGCAAAAUUUACAAAACUUACAGAACUUGCAAGGCCCACCUCACAUGAUUCACCCCUUGCAAAACCACCCCAUGAACUCUAUACAUCCUAUGAUGAAUCCUAACGCCUCUCUACAUCAUAACCAUUUAUCACAUGGGCCUCACUUUUCGUCGCUGCAAGCUCCCCAUAUUAUCCCCCCUUCGUCCACUCUAAAUAUCCAGCAACAUCAUCAAAACGAAUUAUCCACAUCGUCUCAUUCACAGGGCGUUAUAGUCAAACAAAUACCACCAACCCCGCCGUACGCCUUUCACUCCUUGACCCUUACCCCACCACUUGAUAAUGAAGAACCAGGUGGCAAUAAUAAUAUAUUGGCCACUGUACCUAGGCCUGUUUCUUUUCCUCAAGAUUUUAAUCUCCCUCCCACAAAUUCAUCUACCACUAAUUGUCAAAAUGGACCAAAUAAUAACAGUAAUGGAUUGCCGAAAUCACCUUUCAUAAAACAAUUGCACACACUGAAUCAUGGCGAGGUGGUGUGUGCAGUAGCAAUGAACCAUACAAAGCCCGUUAGGUUUUUGUAUACUGGGGGAAAGGGAUCUGUUAAAAUUUGGGACAUGAAAGACACAACCAUGAAAACACCCAUACACGAAUUACAAUGCUUGAAUAGAGAAAAUUACAUAAGAUCUUGCAAACUGUUAUCAGAUGGACGAACUUUGAUAGUGGGUGGAGAGGCCAGCACUAUUACUAUAUGGGAUAUUGGAUCGCCCACACCAAGAAUAAAAGGAGAAUUAAAUAGCCUUGCCCCAGCAUGCUACGCCUUAGCUAUUAGCCCUGAUAACAAACUAUGUCUGAGCUGUUGUUCUGAUGGGAAUAUAGCAGUUUGGGAUCUUCAUAACAAUUCUCUAAUUAGGCAAUUUCAAGGACAUACCGACGGAGCAAGUUGCAUAGACACAUCAUUGGACGGAAACAAAUUAUGGACUGGAGGACUCGACAAUACAGUUAGAUCAUGGGAUUUAAGAGAAAUUACGCUAAAAGGGAAACAAUUGCAGCAAUACGAUUUUAAUAGUCAAAUAUUUUCUUUGGGAUGCUGUCCGACAGGAGAAUGGGUGGCAGUUGGAAUGGAAAAUAGUGUGGUGGAAGUGAUACACCAUACAAAACCCGACAAAUAUCAAUUGCAUUUGCACGAAAGUUGUGUUUUGUCAUUAAAAUUUUCAAAUAACGGUAAAUGGUUUUUGAGCACGGGAAAGGACAAUCUACUCAACGCCUGGAGAACACCUUACGGAGCUAACCUAUUUCAAGCCAAAGAAACAUCCUCAAUAUUAAGCUGCGAUAUAUCUUUUGAUGACAAAUACUUACUAACAGGAUCUGGCGACAAAAAAGCCACUCUUUAUAUAAAAUCUUCUAUGCAAAAGUAUCGCUGUGUCUCCUGGGUAUUAUUUCUAGUAAACACUCUUAAAAUUUUUCAAUAUAAUAUUAGAGCAUGAUGCAUUAUCGAUUAG
Molecule: messenger RNA, 4377 nt
Organism: Gordionus sp. m RMFG-2023
Lineage: Eukaryota; Metazoa; Nematomorpha; Gordioida; Chordodea; Parachordodidae
Product: transducin-like enhancer protein 4
Exons: 25
Coding region: 358-4362 (1334 amino acids)
Biological process (GO): regulation of DNA-templated transcription; negative regulation of canonical Wnt signaling pathway
Cellular component (GO): transcription regulator complex; nucleus
Molecular function (GO): protein binding; transcription corepressor activity
Source: RefSeq, a predicted model, not a curated record